Musa acuminata subsp. malaccensis (wild Malaysian banana) is the source of this 1787-nucleotide messenger RNA. Its product is annotated as trihelix transcription factor GT-1. Lineage: Eukaryota; Viridiplantae; Streptophyta; Magnoliopsida; Zingiberales; Musaceae. The record is from RefSeq and is a predicted model, not a curated record.
AAGUCUACACCACCAAUACUGUUUCAGUUCCUCGAAGCUCAUUCCAUCUAUGCCGAUCUCCAAUUCCCUUUGCCCAAACCCUAUAAGAUGACUUGCUUUACCGUCUUCCCGUUCCCCCUUUGCCACACUGCUCCCUCCCACUGCCUUCUUCCUCCCCCCACUUUCUAAGGCUUCUACGACGACUAAAGAGAAGGAAAAUAAUCGCACAUUCCCCCCUCUGAGACAUGGGGUUUGGUCCUCCGAGAUGUCUCUCCUUACUCUAGACCAGUUCCUGGCCCGAUCCCCUUUCCUUGGUUCUUCCGCAGUUGGAGGAAACAUCGGCGAAGACGGGGCCGUGGUGGCGGUGACGGAGCAGGCGACGAAGAGCAUGUACUUGGCCGAGAAGCCCCGGAACGUCGAUUUCUACGACACUGGCGGAUUGCCGCCGCAACAACAGCAGCAGCAGCAGCAUCCGCAGCAGCAGAUGCAUUUGGCGGAGAGCAGUGGCGACGACCAUGAGGUCAAGGCUCCCAAGAAGCGCGCGGAGACGUGGGCCCAGGAGGAGACGAGGAGCCUCAUAUCGUUCCGGCGGGAGAUCGAUGGGCUCUUUAACACCUCCAAGUCGAACAAGCACCUGUGGGAGCAGAUCUCUGCGAAGAUGCGGGAGAAAGGGUUCGACCGGUCCCCGACCAUGUGCACGGAUAAGUGGAGGAACUUGCUGAAGGAGUUCAAGAAGGCGAAGCACCAGUCGAAGGGAAGCGGGUUGGGUAAGAUGUCGUACUACAAGGAGCUCGACGAAUUGCUUAAAGAGAGGAACAAGAAAGCCACCUUCAAGAGUUCUGGAGCACCAAAGAUCGACACCUUCCUGCACUUUUCUGAUAAAGGCCUUGAAGAUGCAAAUACUCCAUUUGGGUCUGUUGAAGCAAGUGGUAGGUCACCGCUCAACCUUGACAGACCUAUGGAGCAUGAUAGACAUCCACUUGCUAUAACAGCUGUUGAUGCAGUUGCAGCUAAUAGUGUACCUCCUUGGAAUUGGAGAGAUGCUUCUGUGAAUGAUAAUAAUGCCUCAUAUGGUGGAAGGGUUAUUCUAGUUAAAUGGGAGGAUUACUCUAGAAGGAUUGGUAUUGAUGGCACCGCAGAGGCAAUCAAGGAGGCUAUCAAGUCAGCAUUUGGUUUAAGAACCAAAAGGGCAUUUUGGCUUGAGGAUGAAGAUAAUGUGGUUCGCAGCCUUGAUAGGGACAUGCCUUUGGGUUCCUAUACUCUUCAUCUCGAUGAGGGGAUAACAAUAAAAGCCUGCACAUACGAUGACACAGACCGCAUGCCAGUUCGAACCGAAGAGAAGACACUUUACACAGAAGAUGAUCUCCGUGAUUUCCUUUCUCGCCGUGGUUGGGUUGGCCUCAGAGAGUUAAGCGGCUUUAAAAAUGUCGACACUUUGGAUGAUCUUCGUUCUGGUGCUAUGUACCAGGGGGUAAGAUCGUUGAUCGAUUAGCAAGUUCUGAUGUAUGACUGGUUGAAGAACAAGAAAACCACCAUUAUAAUGAGUUAAAUAUUACUUUUAUGUUUGGCAUUACUCCAAUCAUACUGAGAAUUAAGUUCUACAUAUACUGUAAGUCAUGAUGUGGUUGCAGUGCAUUCAAAUCAUGAGCAUCUGAGUAAAUGAUUACUUGGUAAUUUCUAUUGUAGCUGGCUGUUCAAUCCCACCCUCAAGAUGUGGUGGCUUAGCUCUCUGAAGCCUGUAGAUAGUCUAUAUAGAUUGAAUUGGAGAAACUUUCAAAAACUAUAUGAAGUUAAAAGAGUCAGACUGC